UCGCGUUCGCCGACAUGACGCUCACUUAAUUUUUGGUCCAUACAUUCAACUAACUUUCGCUUUUCCACAGUAGUGUAGUACGCGCUUUUCGUUUGACCGGCCACAACAGACUACGCAAGGAUGACCUCGACCGGCUUCACAAUCGAAUCUCCGAAGGGAGGACCGGUGUCGCAACUCGCAAACGCCGCCAUAUCAUCACCGUUCAACAACAGAUUCGAUCCGCAAUUUGGUACGGAUGAUGAUGCCUUACUGUACUGAGAAAUAUCAACAUUGCGCUAGAAAUCCAAAUCGAAGUCCUUUUUUCCCCUGUUCCAGAGUUAUUUACCCUGCAAUGCCUGAUUCGUCGUACGUUGCACAAUAUGCAGUUGUCAGUUGUAUGCUAGAGUUUCUGCAAAGAGCUAAAGAUUCCAAAAAUUUCUCCAGGUCGCCGUCCGACGGCGCCGCAGCAGAACUUGUUUUCAAAUGAGCGGUAUGGGAUUCCAGAUGCGUCGACCGAGUUUCAGCUGAAUAGGGGCAACUACUACGCUACACACGGAGGCGCGGCGGGGCUAUCGGACUACAGUAACGCGAAUCUUUCGCCGUUUGGCGCACCUAGCUACUUCCCGCCUGGUACUAUGAUAGGAGCAGCAGGAGGUCCUCCCGCCCACCCGUUUGGCUCGCCCGCUGCGGGAGCUUCCAUUUUUGGGUCCUCGCUGGGACCCAUGACCACUAACCCUUUCGGCGCGUCACCCACUGCCAUGGCUGUGGGAUCCUUUGGCGUGCAGCAGCCCACGUGGAACAGCGUGCAGUUCAGCGCCCAGCCCAUCAACCCCACGAACUGGAGUGUGGCUCAGGUGUUCGGCCACCACAGCGGGUUCGCGCAGGCUCUGAACAGCGCAGCCAUGACAAAGAACGAUCUGGACAACCGCGAAAUGGUCGCACUGGAGAUCCUAUCAAAUGUAAAAAUGUCUGGGUCUGGAAGAAUGCAACUUGUAAUGCGUAUUUCAGAACACAGAAAAGUCUCUGAUGCAUACGUAGCAAGAGCUCCCACUUUUUGUCAGCAAAAUAGGGGACUUGUCAUGCGGAUUCGGCAUUGCGGAAGGUUCUCGAAACCUGUGAUGCUAGAGCUUCCAUGCCAGACCUUCUGUGUCAUGCAAAAACAGCAUGACUCUUCCAGACCCAGACAUUUUUACAUUUGAUAGAUCCACCACCGCCGACUGAAUCGCAUCGAGGACGUAGUGGACGCCUUGGCGCAGGAAACUUCCGCUGUCGUAGUGGACCAUGAGCAGAGGCUGCGAAAGAUCGAGGGCUUCUUGUCGGACCAAAUCAGCCGCAUGGCCACCGGAAGGGCCAAUGUCAUGUCGGAGCGGUGA
Messenger RNA from Amoebophrya sp. A120, 1352 nucleotides. NCBI's taxonomy places the organism in Eukaryota, Dinophyceae, Syndiniales, Amoebophryaceae. The record is from the annotation of a GenBank genome assembly.